Rotaria socialis is the source of this 2058-nucleotide messenger RNA. Lineage: Eukaryota; Metazoa; Rotifera; Eurotatoria; Philodinida; Philodinidae. The record is from the annotation of a GenBank genome assembly.
AUGUCAAUGCUUGUUUCAUCUCGAUUAUUACCACCCGCAGUACCAUCUCCAUCGAUGACUAUCUAUGAUAAAAGUAUUGAUCAUAAGCAUCAAACUAAUAUGACAUCAUUGCCGAAAUAUUUCAAUGUUCCAUUUGCUAUUCAGCAUGGAUAUUUUCGUUGUAUUCGAUAUUUAUUACAACUUCAUUAUGAUCCGAAUGAACGCGAUGGUCAACUUCGAACACCAUUGAUUCUAUGUUCAUAUGUUGAAAAUGAUCGAUGGAGCCUAUCAAUAGCACAAAAUCUAUUAGAAAAAGGAGCUAAAAUUGCAUUAGAAGAUCAUGCAAGACGAAAUGCAAUGCAUCAUGCAUGUGCUUUACAACGUUUACAACUCGUACGAUUAUAUUUAUCUUGUUUAGAUUUUAAUAUCGAUACAAAAGAUUGUGAAGGAAAUACUUGUUUACAUUAUGCUGCUAUUACUGGUAAUUGUGACAUUGCUGAGUUAAUUAUAAGAUCAGCAGAAAAGUUUGGUAUUCGUCUUGAUCAAUAUGUAAAUCGAGAAGGAUGUUCAGCAGCUGCUCUUGCUCUUAAAUACGGUCAUAUCGAAUGUGCUAAUCAAAUAACUCAUCGUGAUUGGGAUGAAUUUUUUGUUGUCCCACGUCCUUUAUCUAUUUAUGAAAGUCCGUCUUGUCCAGAUGGGAAUCAAACAAUAGUAUUACAGACGAAAAAGAAAAGUGCUUCAAAUAAAAAAUCUGAAACUCAUCCAUCUUCACUUUCGUUUGGUUUGCUUAAAAUAAUUUUCAACGAUAGCGAUACCAGCUAUUCACAUCACUUAGCAGGUCUUUGCAAGCAAGUUAAACAACAUCGCCAUCAUCAACAUUCGAAACAUAAUAAGCAUGAAGCACCACAAACGUCGACGGCGAUGACAAUUAACAAACUUGACCGAACUAAAUCAACAUUAGUUAAUGGUACUCAGUAUUCGAGUACAGAAGCGGUUGUUAAUGAAACACAAUCAACUAAGGAACAUCAAAGAAACUUCGACGCCAAUGGAAAUCUUAAUGGUUCUAAUCGAAGCAGUCCUCGAACGCAAUUACUAGUUCAACAAAAUCAUUUAAAUAAAUCGACUUCAAGCCACCAAAACUCAUGUUUUAUACAAAAAACAACAAGUAAAACACAGUUGUCUAUCGAUGAUUUAAAUUCAACAAAAUUCAAUAAUGAAGGAACUAAAUCGAAAACAAAUAAAUCAACAACAUAUGUGCAAACAUCGCAUUCAACUUUUAAUCGUUCAGAAAAUACAGAUUCGCGAACAAAAAGUCGAUUUCUAAAUUCAACAACAUCAAUGUUAAAUAAUCAAACAUUUAUUCAUUCUUCAACGUCUCAAGCGAGUUCGUCUAAAAUAAAAGCAACCGCUGUUUUAUCAACACCAUCGAAAACAAAAUUAUCAUCAAAUAAUCAUCUAGAUUCAGUUAAAAAUCAUCCUAGACAUCCUUUUUCAUUCGUCGGAUCAGAUUCAUCAACCUAUUCUCAAACCUUGUAUGCCGGUCGUUCAGUAUCAGCUAUUGUACAACAGUCAAAUGCAAAAUCAAAUGAUUCAUCAUGUUCAAUUCACGAAGCUAAAGAACGAACAUGCCGUUAUAAUAAACCUGAAGAAUUGUUCGGUCUUCGACCCGAGGAACUCUUUGCUCCGGAACAACAUCAACCGAAAAUUAUCGAUCAAAAUUCAAGUAUAAACACGAACGAAACUGCACGUUUAAAACGUAAUCAAUUACAAAAACAACAAUACAUGUGGCAACACGAUGUCGAUAAAAUUAUUAAUCUGUACAAUGUUCAUCAUUGUGCUAAUUAUCGUAAACCAGCUACACAACCACCGCCAACAAUUCCAGCAACGCAGACUGUCGCGCAAUCAGAGGCCAAUGGUGAAUCGACAACAAACGGUAGAUCUCGACGAGGGUCAAUAACAAAACAUAAUGCAACAAAUUUGAAAUCGUCAAAUUAUUCCAAACAAUCAUUAAACACUUCAUUAAAUAUUCCACGACGCAAUUCAAUUAGUCGGCCAUCAAUUAAAUUGACGAAUGCAUAG